Messenger RNA from Cladophialophora carrionii CBS 160.54, 600 nucleotides. RefSeq lists its product as uncharacterized. Lineage: Eukaryota; Fungi; Ascomycota; Eurotiomycetes; Chaetothyriales; Herpotrichiellaceae. The record is from RefSeq and is a predicted model, not a curated record. Bases 1 to 600 code for a protein of 199 amino acids. The transcript is spliced from 2 exons. Gene Ontology annotation, molecular function: protein binding.
AUGGCCGCCGCCGUCAGCUCUCUAGAUCCAGUACUGCCGUCGAGGUUUUUCAAUGUGGGCGAAAAUUGGAUAACCAUCAUGACUCCUUCCGACGAGGCCAUAGAAAGCGUUGUGUCGCAGCCGAUCAGCCCGUUCCAUAUUCCUCAGAGGAUUCUUGCGACUGUACCAAGCAAUACUCAGCAAUUGUCAGGCGACCUCCUCGAAAUCAUUGCCCACCUCACCGGCUUUCCAGCAGAGCUUUGUCUGGCCGUCCUCUCCCACUUGUCCUACCGCGAUUUCGUGCUGUUAGCUUUGACCAGCAAGUCGAUGGCGAUCAUGAUCAUGAAUGACCCUGUCUUCAUCAAGACUGCCGCCACUGAGGAGGCCGAACACAACGCUUCAGGGCAUUUGCAGAUCGUAGUGCGAGCGUUCCCCCAUCUCUCUCAACACCGCUCAAAGCUUUGGUGCAGCCACUACACUUGCCCGUUCCAUAUGCGGAGAUUGAGAAAUUGGAACCGAAGGGUUGAGAGGGAGAUGAAACUACUCCAGGAAAACAGGGCAAAGGAACAGGAGGCAACAAGCAAGCACACCUCGGCGGACCCUGCGGCGAUUCCACAAUAG